This is a messenger RNA of Rotaria sp. Silwood2, 2379 nucleotides long. NCBI's taxonomy places the organism in Eukaryota, Metazoa, Rotifera, Eurotatoria, Philodinida, Philodinidae. The record is from the annotation of a GenBank genome assembly.
AUGAAAGAUCUUACAGAAUGUCUCGAUCAAGAAUAUCAAAAGAUUGUUGAAUCUGGUACAGAAAUAUUAUUCAUGUAUCGAGGAAUGAAACUGACUAGUGAUCAAAUCGAGAAAUUCAAAGAAAACGAAAGUAAACUUGUUUCAAUCAAUGGAUUUUUCACAACAAGUAGUCUUCGUUCAACUGCAUUGAAUCAAGCAAUGAAACUUUCGAAAGACACUGAUCUCAUCCCUGUUCUCUUAAAAAUCCAAUACCAUCUACAACAUCUGAACAACAGUGGCAUUGUUGCUGGCAACGUUCAUUUCGGUGAAUCUACACAUGAAGGAGAACAAGAGAUUCUGUUCGACUUAAAUAUCACUUUUCGAUUGGAGAGUGUGAAAAUGGAGGAAGACAUGUGCUUAAUUGAAAUGAGUGCAUCAAAUAAAGGUCAACUUAUCAAAGAAAAAUUUAUCGAAGAUUCACGUCGUCAAAUGGAAAAUCUAAGCACCAGAAUUCUGUUUGGAAGAUUGAUGUGUGAUAUGGGUCAAUGGAAUCAAUCACAACAUUUCUUUGAACAUUUAUUGAACAACUCGAAUAUCUACAAUGAAGAUCUUACAAAGAUUGAAUGCAGUCUUGGUGAGGUUCUUCAAUGGAAAGGAGAAUGGAAUGAAGCACGGAAAUAUUAUAAUCGUGCUUAUGAUCGGAUAAUGAAUGUGAAACCCACACGAAUCAAGGAUUUAGCUGAUAUAUUCUUGAAUAUUGGUAAAAUUUUCUAUCUAGAAGGAAAGUACGAAGAAGCUCAUGAUUACUAUGAACGAGCAUUGAUCGUGCGACAGGAAAAUUAUUUUUCUAUGCAGGUUAAUAAGCCUUGUGCACCGAAUUGUCGACGCCGUAAUAUGCUGAGUCGUAUUCGUGCGUCGUUCCAGUCAGUUUUAUUGAGUUCAGGCGGAUUAUUUCAUCCAUGUUCCGGACGACUUUGGACUAGAAAAUUUCGAGGAACUUCUCGUUGGUUUCGUUCGAAAUAUGCGACAAACAGAGCGGAGCCUGUUGACGAACAGUCAAGCCAAACUUCCUUACAAGAAAUGUGUCGAAACUUACAGGAAACUGGUUGGUUACAAUUGAUGGAGACUCACUUGGAUAAUUAUGUGCCUAUUGCUAUAAGUCUUCAUAGUUUCGGAAAAAUCCUCUUUCGACAAGCGAAGUAUGAUGAAGCACUUAUCUUUCAUAAACAAGCACUGACAAUGCUCGAAGAAUAUUAUCAAUGUCCUCAUCUUGACAUCGCCGUUUGUCUUGGCUAUAUUGGUCAGGUUCUUACAUAUAAAAGAAAAUAUGACGAAACUCUUGAUUUCUGUCAACGAGCAAUGUCCAUCUAUACAAAAUACUAUCCAAAUGGUCAUGUAUACAUUGCCUCCACCCUCAAUUAUAUUGGUUACGUUCUCUAUCUUCAAGGCAAACAUGAUGAAGCUCUGAAGACUUAUGAACGAGUAUUGGCAAUAUUACAAAAGUAUUAUCCAUCGGACAAUGUCAAGAUUGCCGUUUGUUUCACUGCAAUAGGAAAUGUUCAUUAUGAACAAGGGAAAUAUGAUAAAGCCAUUGAGUUUCAGAAACAAGGACUGCAAAUUCUACAGAGAUAUCAUUUUCCUGGCCAUGACGACAUUAUUUGUACUCUAAAUAACAUUGGCUAUAUACAAAAAGAACAAGGAAAGUAUGAUGAAGCUCUUGAUUUUCAUCGACGAGCACUAGCACUUCAAGAGAAAUAUUAUCCAUCUUAUUAUGGUAAUAUUGCUAACACUCUCAAUCACAUAUUUGGUGUAUUAUUCUGUCAAUCGAAAUAUGGUGAAGCUCUAUGCUACGGUCAACGAGCGUUAACAAUGCAAGAGAGCUAUUAUCCUUCAGGCAAUGCUUCAAUAGCCUCGAGCCUCAAUAACCUUGGCAACAUCUUAUAUCAGCAAGGAAAAUAUGAUGAAGCUGUUGAUUUUUUUCGGCGAGCACUAGCAGCUGUCGAAAAAUACAGUCCAUCUGAUUAUUCUUCUAUUGCCUUUUAUAUGAACAAUAUCGGGAUGACACUAUGCAAGCAAGAAAAAUAUGAUGAAGCUGUUGAUUAUCAUCGAAGAGUACUCGAAAUGCAAGAAAAAUAUUGUUCAUCUUGUCAGCGCGAUAUUGCCAAUACUCUCAAUUACAUCGGUAAUGUUCUCAUUAGACAGAAAAAAUACGAUGAAACCAUAAACUUUUAUAAACGUGCACUCAACGUGCAAGAAAAAUAUUAUCCAACUGGUCAUGUGGACAUUGCGACAACCCUCAUUAAUAUUGGCACAACAUUUCGUCAACAAGAAAAAUUUGAUAAAGCUGAAGAGAUUUCUCGUACUUCUUUUGUUUAUAUAGAAUAUCACCAAGGAAGCUGA